Messenger RNA from Ostrinia nubilalis (European corn borer), 4376 nucleotides. It is a transcript of the gene scat, whose product is annotated as vacuolar protein sorting-associated protein 54. Gene Ontology annotation, cellular component: GARP complex. Bases 120 to 2780 code for a protein of 886 amino acids. Gene Ontology annotation, molecular function: syntaxin binding. The record is from RefSeq and is a predicted model, not a curated record. The transcript is spliced from 2 exons. Gene Ontology annotation, biological process: Golgi to vacuole transport; retrograde transport, endosome to Golgi. Lineage: Eukaryota; Metazoa; Arthropoda; Insecta; Lepidoptera; Crambidae.
CAACAAUUGCUGAUGCUGAAUGUGCACAUCCAAAAGUACCUAGAAAUAUUAAAUAAUUAUUUAGAAAUGAUAGUUUGAUCGCUACAUUUAUUUUCUGUAGCUGUUAAUUCGAAGAUGUCAUGGAGGACGAAACUACCUCUUGUAAGAAAACGCCCACUUGGCAGAACUGUAUACAUUGCCCAAGUCUGGUAUUCGGUAGUGCCACGGAGUUCGAAAGGCAUAUUCAAGAUAAACACACAGUCAAAGAAGGAUCCAUUAUUCUGUGCCAAUAUGGUCAGAAUGGUAUUUGUUCAGCUUUGCAAUUUGGUGACUUGAGAAAAGCAGGAUUCAAGUAUCACGUGAGGGAAUAUCACUUGUAUUCUAAAAGCACUUCUGAAGAUUGGACAUUCUAUUCAUCAUCACAGAACCUUCCGGCAGUAUUGAAUGAUCCUAAUAGAGGUAAACAAAGUAAUUUUUUUACUAAAACAUGGGGUGACAAUUUUGUUGAUAAAGUAGAACUUUCUCCUAGUCCUUAUUUGCCUGAAAUUACUUUAUCACAUUUUGAACCAUAUUGCAAAAGAAUAACUAGAAGAUUACGAAGACAUUGUAGACUAAAAGAAAAUUUACCUGCUAAAACAAAGUUGCCAGUAGUUGAGGCUUUGUGUGAAGUUCCUGGUGUAUUUUUUGAGCAGUCCUUGCCACUGAAUGACCCCAACAUUUUUUAUAAAGUCUUUCCUAGCCUAAAGGACUCAGAAGAUUCAAGUGUUGCAAUCAGAUCUCUGCAAGAAACAUUGAGUACAUACCUUGAUGUUAUAGAAAUGAAAAUUUCUAAGCAAGUUGCACAAAAGUCUGAUGCAUUCUUUCACGCUAUGCUAUCCCAUGAUACUAUUAUGGAACAAAUGGCAAGAGCUGCAAAAACAGUGCAGGUAACACGACAAAAUAUUAAAAACGUUAAAGAAAACUUGACACUUUGUCCUUUAAAAUUAAUAAGCUUAACAAGGAUCAAUCACAAUCUUGGUAAUGUCCGUGAAUUAUUAAAGUUAAUGAGUACAGUUCAACAAACCCAACCAAUGAUUCAAUUACUUCUAAGUACUUCAGAUUAUGUGGCUGCCUUAGAUUUGAUCAGUUCCACCCAAAGAGUGCUGUCUAAUCAGUUGUCUGGGGUGCAAGCAUUUCGACAUCUAUCCCCACAAUUGACUGAAAUGAAGAGAUUGAUUCACAAAAUGCUUAGCAAUGAAUUUCAAAGAUACAUAGUAGCAGAUUUAAAUAGGAAUCAACAAGAACAUGAUUUGCCAGACAGAGACAAAAUAGUGUCGAUUAUAUCAGGGAUUUUACGCUUAAAAGAGUUCGAUUUCAUUGAUACUUUUAAGCUUGAAGCAAUUACAUCUAUACAGGCCACCGUAAAACAAUGUGUUAUUGAAAUAAUUUCUGUAAGAGAUGGCAAUACCGAAAUAGUUCUUCGUGGUUCAAAUGCUGAUAACACACAUUUGUUGUGUAAUGAAGGAAUUACAUUCCUUGAGAAGGCAUCUCCAAAAUUAAUAAAAUUGUUCAAAAGAAUUUUAUCCUUGAAUAAUUUGAUAUUAGAAAUAAGUCAAAUGGAUGAUGUAACCGGUAGUGAAAGUGAAGAAGCUUGGACAGCUGAAGAAUUACUAUUGGUAGAGGAAAAACUAAAGAAGUUAAUAGUAUCUCUAUCUGAUUAUUGUAAUGAACGCUGUGCUAAUUUGAUUGUCACUAAAAGUGAUAAAGACUAUGCCUUCUCUGAUUUAUCACAAUUAUCAAAAAUAUCAGAACUAAUUGACAAUUUUUCAAAUGAGUGUGAAAAAAUUACUGGUCAUUACAGUAAUGCAAUGAGGCUUGCACUAAGAAGCUUUGCUAUGAAAUAUAUACAAAUCCUACAUACUGAUAGGAGAUCUCAGCUCACCUCAACUCUUAAUGCUGAAAGGUGGAAAUCUGCUGAAGUUCCCUGUGAAUUACAAAAUAUAAUUGAUAAAAUAUGUGAAAAUUCUGAAAUUCCUUCAACACUUCUGUAUCAAAGUGGUAAACCUGAUGGAAAAUAUUUAAUAAUUAAUAAUGAAAGUUAUGCAGUUGUUGGUACUGUGCAACUACUAAUAAAAAUCUUACUGGAAUAUUGUGAAGCAACCAAGCAAUCCCCAGUUAUAGUCCAGUACAUAAUUCACUGUAUGAUAGAACUAAUACGACUAUUUAACUCGCGCUGUUGCCAGUUAGUACUGGGUGCUGGAGCAAUCCAAAGUGCAGGAUUAAAAACAAUAUCAACAUCGAAUUUAGCUUUAGUAUCUCGAUCACUCCAAGUCAUUUUAUGGCUUUUACCUCUUAUAAAAAAGCUUCUCGAAAAUCUUCAUUCUGCAGAACUAUCACUUCAUCUAACUGGAUUUAGUAACAUGGAAAGUGAUAUUGUUAGUCAUAAGAAUGAAAUAGAAAGUAAGAUUUGCCUCAUAGUAAGUAACAUGUUAAGCUCACAGUUGUCUGGAUGGGACGCAAAGCCACCUGUACCUUCACAAACAUUCCGCAACAUUUCCAAACAUCUAGUUAAAUUGCAUGAAGCAUUAAUUGAUAUAUUACCAAUUGAGCAAAUAAGGACCAUAUAUAAAAGAGUACAUGAAAACUUUAAAGACAAAUUAAGAGAACAACUGAUUAAGAUGAACAUAGUCGCUAAUGGAAGUCCACAACAUGGAGUUGUAACUUCAGAAUUAACUUUUUAUUUACAAACCCUCAAGACGCUACGAGUAAUAAACGAAAGUGAUGCAGAAGAUAAUAUAUUGUAUGAUAUUUGGUUAAAUUAAUUAAACUAAAAAUAUUUGUAUGUAUGUAUCUAUUAAUAUUAUUAUGAUAAUUAUUAUCCAGUGUAAAAUUGUUAAUCAUUCUGUAUCUAAAUGUACAAUGUUCUUAGAAAAUAUUUUGAUAAAUGAAAUAUCCUGUAUUGUGUAUUAUUAAUUUGUAUAAUUAUUUAAGAAAAAUCUAAAAUCUUGGUGAUUAUGGGAAUAAACAACUUAUAAAUUAUUGACCUAAACUUAGUUCAAUUCUAAUUAUCUUUCUUAAAUAAAAUAUUUUUAUAUGUAGUAGGUAUGUAGAGGUAAAUUUUUAAAUCUCAAAAAAAUAUUAAUUAAUAACAGCUUCUAUGAGAAAGAAGAGGUAGGUUAUCUAAUGUUUUUGAGUAGUGGAAAUAUCUUGCAGUAGCAAGUUAAUAAUUAAAAAAAAAACCCUAAUACCGGGUAAUUAUUAUUGACGGGAUAUUCUGUGAGUGACCAUGAAAGCUACUUGAUAAAAAAGGUUGAUUCUACUGCUUAAUACAUUUGAGAUGAGACAACUUUUCUCCCAAAAGACUGAAAUAAAAUUACCUUUCCAUACAAAUUAUUGAGUAUUAAUAAUUUUAUCAUCAGCAGUCAAUAGUCAUCUGUAUGGGGAUGUUAAUUUUUUUGGGAAUUUGAUGUAGGUCUUGUUGUAGGGAAAGUAGUUUCGCAAUUGGACAGUAGAAUCAACUCUUUUUGUUUGAUUGAGUAUAAAAAACAACCUGUAUCAUUUUCAAUAAUAACUCGGAAUUUUGUCAAUAAUUCUUUAUUCCUUAGUACUGUACUAUAAAAACAUAACAAUAUCUCAAAAACAGUAACGAUUUCUAUCUGCCUGGCGACGAUAGGGUGCAGUCAGCAGGCUUUUACACUUGAAGGAAGUGGCCGUCGCGGAUCUUCCGCCUGUACAAGUCAUUGCAUAAAAUAUAAAUGACUAAAACGGGCACACUACAUGAUGACCGGUCGCUCCGAUUUAUAAGCUCUAACUUGCUUUGCGGAAGAUCCGCGACGACCAUUUCCAUCAAGUGUAACAAACGCCUAAGUGAAGCGCGCCAAACCAAAAAUGUUUUACGUUACAGGAAUUUGCUUCGAUUUGGCGCGUUUCUGUAUUACGAUGUACUAAGAUGGUUAACUAACAAUACAUUUUAAUAAACGGGUCAUUCCACAAAAAUAUGUCAACUCUUAGUCCGCGCCACAUUUCACAUGGAAUAUUUGUUGAUAUUUUAUUCCAAAAUUGUUAAAUAACAGCUCGCAAUGUGUUUUAUUCAUCACCCAUUUAUAUUUUUUAAAACUAUUUUUCAAACAUCUUAAAUUCCUUUUAAAUGACCCAAAUCGUCAGUCCCUAGCUUUAAACGGCGCUAGGGACUAAGUUACUAGUUAAAGAAUGACAUUUUUUAUAUAGUGAUAAUAACAAAACAACUACAUGAAGUAUAUUAACUUAUCUAUAAAUGUUAAGGUUAUAAGUUUUAUACUUUAUUAAAAGUCAUAUAGGAGUAUGAAAAAAUUGAAAAUUAUAAUUUUACCUAAAAUAAAGCAUAAAGUGACUGGCCUUUUUAGACAUAACAUAAUUAAUAAAUAAACUAUAAUUUACAC